This is a messenger RNA of Clarias gariepinus (North African catfish), 3174 nucleotides long. It is a transcript of the gene dgcr8, whose product is annotated as DGCR8 microprocessor complex subunit. The record is from RefSeq and is a predicted model, not a curated record. Gene Ontology annotation, molecular function: primary miRNA binding; heme binding; double-stranded RNA binding. NCBI's taxonomy places the organism in Eukaryota, Metazoa, Chordata, Actinopteri, Siluriformes, Clariidae. The transcript has 14 exons. Gene Ontology annotation, cellular component: microprocessor complex. The coding region runs from base 443 to 2719 and encodes 758 amino acids. Gene Ontology annotation, biological process: primary miRNA processing.
GAACGUUAUAACAUGGCGGCGAGAGCAGGAGGGGGCGGGCGGCGUACUCUGGAAAAAAACAAGAAUUAACGCUAUUUAAUGAAGAGUUUUCACAUAAUUCUUUGUCAGACAGUUUGCCGCCGUUUCCGAGGAUGGACCGAGUUUAGACGUGGGCAAAGGUUUAAGCUGAAUGCAUUGUGAUUUCCAAUAAUUGAGACAGUGAUUUCUAAAAAGCUGUCUACAUUAAUGAAAAGAACAAUGUAGUCGGCUUAGCGUGCUCAAGCAACCGAGUGUAUACAUCUGUCUGGUGUGUUUUAGGUGUGUCUUUGGGCUUUGAUUAAUUUUUAGCACUUAGCAGCUAAGAUAGGCAGAUUUCUUUUCUUUUAAAGCAGGGUUAGUUGUUAUAUUUAUACGUAUUAUUAUUAUUAUUAUUAUUAUUAUUAUUGUCAAUUUUAAUAAUUGGAUGAUGGAUGUCAGUGAGUUUGUGCCUCCUCUCCCACUGGAGCCUCCUGAUGACGAAAUGUCAGGAAGCGGUAAAUGUAAAGCUCCUCCACCACCUCCCCUGCAAACGUCCAGUGACGCCGAGGAAAUGGACGUUAGCUCCGGCGGUGAUGGACCCUCGCUCGCGCCGGCUGACGAUGCUGACGUUCCGCUCCUCACCAAGGGCUCGUCCGCUUUUAGCGUUCAUGCGUCGCAUGGCGACCCGUGCCCAGGCACCGGGCGUCACGCUACCCCCGUCACCUCCUUCCUCCCUGACCUUAGACUCCUCCGAGACGUUAAGAUCAGCAUCAGCUUCGGAGGAGACGCCGGCAGCAGCAAGGGCAAAGACAGGAAGGUGCUGUACACAGGACAGGGUCAGAUAGAUGAGCAGGAGAUAGAGAACGGAAACGUGCAAGGAGGUAGUGCGGGAGAGGGGACGGGGCAGGGGGACACGAGUGUAGAAACCGAGGCUGAACAGGAGAACAAGGUGGAGUUCGCCGUGCUGGACGAGCUGGAGGACUUUAGCGAGAACUUUCUGGAGGCGGAGGACGGCGAGGAGAACGAGUACACGCCCGAGAUGAUUGUGCAGCAGCAGCAGGCCAACGACGAGGACCACGUUUACUCCUACGAGGACGACUUUGACAAUGAUGUUGAUGCGCUGCUAGAGGAAGGCAUGCCGGUGCCCAAGAAGAUGCGCCUGGCUGAGGAUAAAUAUGCAGCAGACAGCGAUCAUCAGUCUGACACGGAGCAGGGGGUCCAGCCCAUGAUCACCAAAAUAAAGACUGUUCUCAAGAGUCGAGGGCGCCCACCUACAGAGCCUCUUCCUGACGGGUGGAUCAUGACAUUCCAUAACUCCGGCAUUCCAGUCUACCUCCACCGGGAGACCCGAGUCGUUACCUGGUCCAGACCGUACUUCCUUGGGACUGGAAGCAUCAGGAAACACGAUCCUCCUACCAGUAGCAUCCCCUGUUUGCACUACAAGAAGAUGAAGGAGCAUGAAGAGCGGGAGCAGAAUGGAGAAGUGACGCCCAACGUAUCUCCCGUAAAACUCGGCGAGGAGGGAGAACCUCAGGAGAGAACCGAAGAGCCCGACUCCACCGCUCCUGAGGGGACAUGUGAGGGGUCCAGCCCGGACACGAUGGACAACCAGCCCGAGGGAAAAGAAGGCCACGGGGGCGAGAUGGCGCAGGGGGCACUGGGGCAGGUCAAAGCCAAGGUGGAGGUGUGCAAGGAUGAGUCUGUUGACAUCGAGGAGUUUCGCGGCUACCUGGAGAAGCGCUUCGACUUCGAGCAAGUGACGGUGAAGAAGUUCCGCACGUGGGCGGAGCGACGCCAGUUCAACAGGGACAUGAAGAGGAAGCAGGCGGAGUCAGAGAGGCCCAUCCUCCCAGCCAAUCAGAAGCUCAUCACGCUCUCGGUGCAGGACGCGCCCACCAAGAAAGAGUUCGUCAUCAACCCUAAUGGAAAGUCAGAGGUUUGCAUCCUACAUGAAUAUAUGCAACGCGUACUCAAGGUCCGACCAGUUUACAACUUUUUUGAAUGUGAAAACCCAAGUGAACCCUUCGGAGCUUCGGUUAUUAUAGACGGAGUCACGUACGGCACGGGAACAGCGAGUAGCAAAAAACUCGCCAAGAAUAAAGCUGCUCGAGCCACACUGGAGAUCCUCAUCCCUGACUUCGUGAAGCAGACGGCUGAGGAGAAGCCAGUCGAAGGAGACGAACUAGAGUAUUUUAACCAUAUCAGUAUUGAAGACUCGCGAGUGUAUGAACUGACCAACAAAGCAGGCUUACUGUCACCUUACCAGAUCCUUCACGAGUGCCUUAAGAGAAAUCAUGGGAUGGGAGACACCAGCAUCAAGUUCGAGGUCAUCCCGGGGAAGAACCAGAAGAGCGAGUACGUGAUGACGUGCGGGAAACACAGCGUGCGCGGGUGGUGUAAAAACAAGAGAGUGGGUAAACAGCUGGCGUCUCAGAAGAUUCUCCAGAUGUUGCACCCUCACGUGAAGAACUGGGGCUCUCUCCUGCGCAUGUACGGCAGAGAGAACAACAAGAUGGUGAAAAAGGAAAAUUCCGACAAGAGCGUGAUCGAGCUGCAGCAGUACGCCAAAAAGAACAAACCCAACCUCCACAUUCUGAACAAACUCCAGGAGGAGAUGAGGAAACUGGCUAAAGAGAGGGAGGAGACGAGAAAAAAGCCCAAAAUGACGGUGGUGGAGUCGGCUCAGCCCGGCAGCGAGCCCCUGUGCACCGUCGACGUCUAGCGAAACCUUCGCCGACCCGCUCACUCGUACUGAAGAUCCAUAUCUAUACUUAAAAAAAAAAAAAAAAAAAAAAGGCACUGAAGGUCACCUCAUCUGAAGGUCACACGUGAAUAAAUUAUGCAGUCAGCGCGAUAAAGGCAAUACCAGCUCCGAUUCGUCACCGACACGAGGGUUCAGUUUGCCCCGAACCUCCGUUCAAUCCGAAUCUAAUCUAAUCCGAUGCACUAACGGUUGACGAGACGAAACGUCAUCGUACACGUCCUGAUGCAUUCUUUAUAUACGAAACCUGUCACGUAUUUUCCUAUUCAUGAAGCAAGUAACCACGUGGUGUCUGAAUGCUCACGUUUGUGAAUUUUAAACGUCGUGGCUGCUUUUUUAAUUAUUAUUAUUAUUAUUAUUAUUAAUAAUAUAUAAUUAUAGUUGAUUUGAUUUAAUAAAGGUUUUCCUGUUGGACA